Molecule: messenger RNA, 2390 nt
Organism: Daucus carota subsp. sativus
Lineage: Eukaryota; Viridiplantae; Streptophyta; Magnoliopsida; Apiales; Apiaceae
Product: subtilisin-like protease SBT3
Exons: 1
Coding region: 87-2390 (767 amino acids)
Biological process (GO): proteolysis
Molecular function (GO): serine-type endopeptidase activity
Source: RefSeq, a predicted model, not a curated record
ACUUCAGUACUUCAAACAGAUUUCACUUGAUAAAAUCUUUUUGACAUACUAUUGAAGACUGAAGCAAUUCUGUAAGCUUACUAGAAAUGGUAGGAACGACUAAAUUCGUGGUUUUACUUUGGUGUUUACUCUUAGUUUCAGUGUCUGUCUGGUCCUCAGCAUCAGAUGAUCACAAAACCUACAUUAUCCACAUGGAUAAGUCUAAGAUGCCAGCUCCAUUUGCCACUCACCACAGCUGGUACAUGUCAACGCUCUCUUCUCUCGAGCAUGAUGGCGUUUCUCCAACACAUUUGUAUACCUAUAAUCAUGUCAUGGAUGGCUUUAGUGCAGUUCUCUCAGAGAAACAUGUUGAACAAGUACAGGGGAUGCCUGGUCAUCUUGCCACGUUUAAUGAAACAUUUGGACAUCGUCAUACGACUCAUACCCCUAAGUUUUUAGGCCUAAAGAAACAUGUUGGACUCUGGCCAACUUCAGGGUUUGGUGAUGACAUGAUUAUAGGGAUAAUUGAUACUGGAAUAUGGCCAGAAAGUGAGAGUUUUCGUGAUCAAGGGAUGCCUCCAGUCCCUUCGCGCUGGCGUGGUGCUUGUGAAACUGGGGUGGAAUUCAAUUCUUCAAAUUGUAAUAAGAAGCUUAUUGGUGCGCGCUCAUUUAGCAAAGGGAUGAAAAUUGAAAUGAACAUUACAAUUGACGAUUAUGAUUCUCCGAGGGAUUAUUUUGGCCAUGGGACUCAUACAUCAUCUACUGCAGCUGGAAACCGCGUCCAGUCUGCUGAUUACUUUGGUUAUGCAAAAGGAACAGCUAGUGGUAUUGCUCCGAAGGCUAGGCUGGCUAUGUACAAAGUUUUGUUUCUCAACAACUCAUAUGAUGCAGCUGCGAGUGAUACAAUGGCAGGUAUGGAUCAGGCCAUUGAAGAUGGUGUAGAUCUCAUGUCCUUGUCUCUAGGCUUUUUUGAUGUACCCUUUUAUAGAAACCCAAUUGCAUUGGGGGCUUUUGCAGCAAUGGAGAAGGGAAUUUUUGUGUCUUGUUCUGCUGGUAAUGGAGGACCUCAUGGUUAUACUAUCAACAAUGGAGCUCCUUGGAUCACUGCAGUUGGGGCAGGGACAGUAGACAGAGCAUUCGUGGCUAGGGUAACACUUGGUGAGGGGAAUGUCGUGGUCACUGGGAAAUCAGUGUAUCCUGAAAACUUGUUAGUUUCUAGGGUCCCUAUAUAUUUUGGACAUGGAAAUAGAAGCAAGGAACUCUGUCUUGCUGAUUCCCUAGACCCCAAAGAUGUAGAGGGAAAGUACAUCUUUUGUGAUUUCACUACUGAGCCUCUUGUGUAUAUGGAACCACUGUAUGAGAUGAAUAGAACUGGUGCUGCUGGUGUAGUAUUCAUUUCUGACGAUGGCCAGUUUCUGAAGCCUGAUGAAUUUAACGUGCCAUACGUUGUCAUGAUCCCUGAACUCGCAGAGGUGAUGAAGUCCUAUUUAAUCAACUCAGAUAAUCCAACUGUGAGCAUCAAGUUCCAAAUAACUCAGUUGGGCAUCAAACCAGCUCCUCAGGUUGUAGAUUUCUCGUCACGAGGGCCUGACACAAGGUCUCCUUGGAUCCUUAAACCAGAUAUCUUGGCACCAGGAGUUGAUAUCUUGGCUGCAUGGGCACCAAACAGAGGAUCUGCAGUAAUUGGAGACGAUGAUUAUCUGCUCACAGAUUAUGCCCUUUUAUCAGGUACAUCCAUGGCGUCUCCCCAUAUAGUUGGCAUUGCUGCAUUACUAAAAGCCACACACAGCGACUGGAGCUCAGCUGUCAUACGAUCUGCAAUGAUGACAACUGCUGACAUAUUUGACAACAGCAAUGGUCCGAUUAUAGACAUGACAACUGGAGUAAGUGGGACUCCUCUUGACUAUGGCGCAGGACAUGUUAACCCUAACAAGGCCAUGGACCCUGGUCUUGUCUAUGAUAUAAAACCUGAAGACUACAUCAGUUACCUUUGUGCCAUGAACUACACCAGAGAUGAGAUCAUGCUUCUUGCACGAAGAUCAGACUUUUCAUGUGAAUUUUCAACUCUUGAUCUUAACUACCCUUCUUUCAUAGUCAUUCUCAACAAUACUAAUACAACUACUUACACCUUCAAGAGAGUGUUAACUAAUACAGUUGAUACAAGUGCUUCUUAUCGAGCUGUUGUGAAGGCACCAUCUACUGGCAUGCAUGUGGCUGUGCAGCCAUCAACAAUUACAUUUUCGGGAAAGUACAGCACUGCAGAGUUUAACAUGACAGUCACCGUUGAUCUCAGUCUUUCUCCAGAGAGUGAUAACAUUGGUAACUAUGGAUACUUAAGCUGGAAUGAGAUUAACGGAAAACAUGUUGUGAGAAGUCCUAUUGUUUCUGCGAUAGCAUCUCCACGAACAUGA